Molecule: messenger RNA, 9366 nt
Organism: Gordionus sp. m RMFG-2023
Lineage: Eukaryota; Metazoa; Nematomorpha; Gordioida; Chordodea; Parachordodidae
Exons: 19
Coding region: 60-9116 (3018 amino acids)
Biological process (GO): Golgi to endosome transport
Cellular component (GO): trans-Golgi network; endosome
Source: RefSeq, a predicted model, not a curated record
UUAGUUUUGGGAUCUUUUACCUUGACCUGAUUAGAGUUUGAUUCUAAAUAAUCAAAAAAAUGGAAAUUAAAUUGUUAGAUGAAAAUUCCAAAGAAUGCAAGCAAUAUCAAUUAGCCAUUGAUAAAGCUUUAAAAAACUUUGAAAAUACUGAAGAAUGGCCUGAUUUAAUAUCUGUCUUAGGAAAAUUACAGAAGGUGAUACAAACAUACCUUUAUAUUUCAUAUAUUCCAAGAAAAAUUAUACUUUGUAAAAGAUUAGCUCAAUGUUUGCAUCCAGCAUUACCAAGUGGUGUUCAUUUGAAGACACUUCAAAUAUAUGAACUAAUUUUUAAAACAAUAGGAAUAAAGAAUUUAUCAGAAGAUUUUUCUAUUUACACAUUUGGCAUUUUCCCAUUAUUCCAGAAGGCUUCCCUGGCUAUUAAGCCUGUGAUAUUGAACCUGGUAGAAAAUUAUUUAGUCCUCCCUUUCAUAAAUACCGACGAUGGAAUAGUCGUUGAAUCAUUAAUUAUAGAACCUGGAUUACUAGGCUUGUUCAUGGGAAUAUUUCCAGGAAUCGAAAUAGGAUCCGAGUUUUUACCACAAUUUUUUAAAAUAGUUGACAAAAUUUACGAACAUCUGGCAUCGAAAGGGUCCGAUCUUAAGGGAUCAGCACGUGUUCAAUAUCGCGAUGUUCAUCAAAAGUCAUAUGUGUCUUAUUUUUUUCAUUGCAUUUUCGUUACAUUAACCAAAUCCCCUAAUUCCCGUUUAGGCGUUUUAACCUAUCUUCUUGAGAAUAAAGUCAAGUUUAAGCCCCAAAUCAAGGAAUUAAUUUCUCUUUCAAACAACGAUUAUACCUCUGUUGAAACAUCAAAUAUAUUGCGAAAUAGGGAGAUUAUGAUAUUUUCUCUAUGCUCGGCGAUAAUGGAUGAAAAUAUAUUGGUAAAAAGAAAUGUACUGGACGUUAUGCAAGUUUUGGUUCCUUUGGCUUUGCUUGAUACAAAUAUGCUAUCCGAAUCCAAGGUUCAAGAUAAAGAUCAUAUUAAUUCCCUCAAUCUUCGAUUAAUGAACAUCAUUUUGAACAUUCUGGUAGGGAAAAACACUACUUUGCAAAAACGCAUAUUUAAUUGGCUAUUUCCUGGCAACUACGAUAGUUCAAACAAAUAUAUUCAGAGAUCCAGCUUAUUUAGACCUCCAAUUAAGAACUUCUUAGAAACGGAACCAAAAAAUAACACUAUUUAUCAGACAAAUAAUGAGAACAAUGGUGUUAGCAAAAAGGGCCAUAAAAGGACUGGCUCUAAAGACGAUUCCUAUUACUGCAUGAUGAAACGGAGUGGUGUCACAAUGCUUAGCAAUUGCACGAAUUUAGACCGUGGGGAUCCAAACAUUGAUACCAUUCAAUCUUACAAUGUAAAUUCCCCGAAAACCAACUCAUUAGUAUCCAAUUCUCUAUUAAGUGGUAAUAGCCUUAUUUUCAAUUCUGAAACCAAACUGGAUUUGUAUUCGCUUAAGCAACUCGGUCUAGUCAACGAUAAUUUGCAUUUGGACUCCUCAACGGAUAAUAAUUCCGAUUUUUGUAAUCUAGAAAAUCAACUGGCCUCAUCUUUCCAGUCCCUUGAUAUGGGAGGAGAUCCGAACGAAGUUGAUUUUGUCAAUGAAAAAGAUUGUAAAAAUUAUUUAUACCAAAGCUUGCUCAUUAUUAAAGCAUGUUUUGAAAAGGCCUUAGCACACGAAGCAUUUAAGGGUCACGCUAACGAGAGUAAAGAUGCUAUAACUGAUCUUAAUAUUAUUCCUCAAACUAUCAAUAUCAGCCUACAAAAUAAUCCUCUUCAAUGCUUGUACACUCUACUCAGCUCAUUCUCAAACCAUUACAAGGAGAUUAAAAAAUGUGGGAUGAAUGAUAACCGCAAUAUAAACUCGCUUUUGAUUCGAGCUCUUACUUUCGAUUUAGCGCCCUCCAUUAUAAAAUAUUCACUUGAUUUGUUGCCACGAGACACUUUGGGCAACAAGAAAGAGAUGGAUUGGCUCAAGAGAUUGAUCACACACAAUUGUUACGGCAAACUGAUAUUAGAAUCAAACAUGUCUGAUCUUAUGAACACAUUCCACCUCGCUCUUUGGGAAAAAGUUCAAACUAAACAAUUUAAACAUAAGUUGGUCAUUUGGUGGGAUUUUAUAAACCUAUUUUGCCCGCUUGCCUACGCAAAUACGGAGACGGGCAAAUUUAUUUCUGACAACAAUACUAUACCUUCCUAUACCAUGAUUUGGUACAAUCUCAUCAAUAGUUCCCUACUCAUAUUUUUUUCAGUCAUACAAAAUCACAUUGUCGAUAUAGAUACUUUUACAGGUAAUAUCGAAGAUAACAGUAUUCCUACACUCAAACUGAUUAUGAAUUUUAUCAACAAUUGCAUGAUAGAUAAAAUCAAACUUUUAAAUUUUUGUUCAGCCAUCGACAAAAAGUGCAAUCUUAAUGUCAACAAUUUAAUUGAUCAUGAUAUUGUUGAUAAUGAUGAAAUGGUUCUGUCUUCAUGCAAUCCCAUUGAUAUACUUAGAAACAUCGAUUAUUAUUCAUUAAAUUCUUCUUUAAACCAAGAAUAUAUUCUUAACGGCAAAGGCAUUGCAUGUAAAUCUUCCUCUUACCAUAUGGUAACCUUAAAGCAUCUUUAUUCUAUCAAUGAUUUAACUUUUGAAAACAUGGAUGAAGUUGACAAUAUGAUAUUUAGAGAUGCUGAUAUAAUUGAAACAACUCCUAUAAACAUUUGUUCAAAUAAAUCUGAUUCUGAAGAGAUUUUUUAUCGCAAUAACGAUACACUUUUGCAAUCAUCUUUUAAAUUUGAUGAUGCUUGUCUUUGUCAAAAAGAUUUUGCCGCUUUGUUGGCCAUUAUGGAAAAUAUUUACGAUAAUAUGAUUCCUAAAUUAUCAGCAUCUAUUCCGUAUCAAACUUUUCCAUUUUUAGCAGGAGAAUUUAAUAGCCAUGCUCACAUAUUAAUAAAAUCAAUAUUCCCGAAAACAUUAUAUCUCUUAUUUGAAAAAUUAUUUUUAAAUGAAACCCAUAAGUUUAACCCUGAAAAGGGCUUAUCAAUUUUACCGAAAUUGGAUUAUAUAUAUAAUGAUAAUAUUAUUAAAUCAUCUGACAAUGAUAAUGAAACUUCUCAUAAAUACUAUCAUUCUACAUUUAAUUCUACCACGAAAAAUGUAGACGAUAUAAUAUAUGAAAUAAUGAUAAAUAAAUCACAAAUUAUUGGCAAAAUCAUUUAUUCACAUUUUUACCACUUUAUUUACUUUAUAAAUUCUCAACCUGAAAAAUUAAAGAGCGAUCCAGAAUCAAACUAUAAUAUGCAUUUAUUAAACGCAACGAUGAAAUCAUUCUCAGACACUUUCAAUUUAAUGAAAAGUCAAUUAUUCUCAAAUAAUAUAUUUUGCCAUCAUAAUCGAUUGCACAUAUCCGCAUUAUUAAUGAGCGAACUUAUUUUAAUUAAAUCUAGCCCCAACAAUAUUAACCAUGAUAUCAUGAAAUUAGAUGAUAAUUUUUUUAGUGCGCUCAUAAAUGAUAUUUGGGAAAAUAUAUGUACGGAAUACAAUUAUGAUUGCCAAAAUCGAUUUUAUGACUCCCAUCAUGAUGAACCUUCAAAUGAUUCAUUUUUUAUUUUAUUAAGUACGCAAUUUUCACCAAAUAAGAUGACACAUAACGCUAAUCUUGAAUUUUAUAGGGAAUAUUUGGAUGCCUUAAUAUCUUCGGAAAUCAACCGAAAAGAUUUGACCCUUAAAAUUAAGUCUCUUAACAAAUUUAUUCAACUGUGGACUUAUAUAGGCAAUUAUUUUAUCAAACAUCCCCCCGUUAUCGACGCCAAUGAUUUUUACGAUUGCAAUUUUUUGAGCCAGUCUAUUUUGUCUAUACUCGAAUUGUUUAAAUAUCAAUGUGAGGAAUCCCUAUUGUGCAAUAUUGCAAUUCGAAAAUUAGUUGAAACCAUUUUUGCGGGUAGAAAUAACGGACAACAUUAUUGGGUUAUUGCUUAUUUUUUGCGUCCAAUAUUAUUACCAUUGAUUUUGGUAUACCCCUCUCUGGUCAAUUUGAAUGACAUAGAAAUUCGCGCAAUUGAAUACCAGGAUAAAGAUGACUUAUCGAAUAGUAGUGGUGUAUGUUAUAAAUUUAUUCGGAUAGAAAAAAAUUCUGCAAAAAAUGCAGGAGGAAUAAAAGAUGAGCUUGGUAGUGGCGAAAAUGAUUUAUCUUCAAAAGAUGUCCCACUAGUUUUAGCUUCUCAUUGUAUUAUGAUCACAAGUCAAUCAAACUCCGUAAUAACUAAUUCAUACAAUGAUUCGACAAAUGAAUCCUUCUUUAGAUCGACUGACAUGACACCUAUUCUCACCAUUUACAAUAAUGCACUGCAGAUUGUCAUCUAUCCUUACGAGUUGGAAGAAAUUAAUUUUACUUUGAAAUGCAUCCACGAUAUAUUACUUAGUACUCCAAGACAAAGUUCACAAGAUAUAGCCACUUUUCUAGUCUCCUCUUUCCCAAUACUCCAUUCCUCUCAGACAACCACUUCAUUUCAAGGGAAUACCUUUUUUGAUAAAAAAUUUAGGAACAACAUAGAAAUAUUACUAUUCACUUGUAUUCGACUCUCAACCUCGUAUUUUACUAAUUUUCCCUCAAACUCCCCAGAAUCAGAGAAGACGAGUAAUUUAAUUAAUUCUCAACGUUUAGCCUUGCACGAAGAAAACUGCGUAUGGGCCCUAAAAAUUGUGGAUAAAAUUGUUGAAGCAUGUUUAAACAUUAGGAACUAUGAAAUUUUUUCGGAUAUAUUGCAUUCCAUUAUUAAUUAUAAAGUGAUAGAGCAUGUAUUGAGUUGUUUGAAUAUAAUACCCUUUCUUCAAACAUUAAAAUCUAGUCAUUUCACCGAAUCAUUCCUCGAAAAAGAAAGAUUUCUCAACAUAGAGGAGAAUUUAUUGCUAAUCAACGACAUUUUGCAUCAUAAUGAUCCAAAGUAUCGAUAUUUGGAACUCAAAGUUCCUCUACUUUUCGAUAUUUUAAAUAAGUUAUUACUUAUAUCUAAACCAUCCAUAUCUAGUAAGGAAAAGUUUAGCCAAGGCUUGCACUCGUUAAAUCCUUCGCUAGACGUAGCUUCGGAAGCCAUAACUUCCACAUUUAAGCGACCCAAUUUUUUUAUAUCUAACCCUUCUACCAAACUCGAAAACUCAUUCGUUCUUUAUUAUAUUUUAAAUCGAGAGAUAGAUAAUUGUGCCUCGUCCUUAUUUUAUACCUGCUUUCGCAAUUUUUACCUUCAAAAUAGAAACUAUGAACAUUUAUCGACAACUAUGGAGUCUAAAAAGGAGAGAUGGUUAAAUUUCCUAUCCAAUUCGACAUAUUAUUUGCUAGAAAUGAAUCGCGCGUUUAUCUCCUCUACUCACAUAGAACAAUUGAGUAAGCUUUCCAUCUUGACGGCUGAUUUGAAAUCUCUGACUGUAUCCUUCCUAACUCAUCUAUUCGCUGUUACAGAUUGCAUUUUACAAAGCGUAACUGACUUCGAAAGUAAUGACCUAGAACGAUGUAACUCUAAAUGCUUGCCUCUAAACUUAGUCAAUUUGAACGCCUGUUUCGCUCUGAUCCUCAAAUUUUGCGUCUCUUCUCGCCUUUAUCCCGAUUUCGGUGAUGAUUUAAAGAAAUAUAAUUUGGAAACUACUAUCCUAACUUGCCCUUCUUAUAAAAACUGGUUCGAUGCAUGUCUUCAAGCCCUAAUUUCAUCCGAAAAUCUCUCCAAAGAUUUGUAUAACUUACCAGAUCCUACCGCGAAAAUUCGAGAUCCUUAUUAUGUUGCCAUGGCUAAAGAACUUUGGGCCUUUCACAACCCAUUCUAUGUUGAAUGCUUCUUCAAUUACUACCUCUACAUUAAUAGCCAACCCGAUCAUGGUAAGUACGAAACUUUGUUUUACUUCAUAUCUGAAAUUAUAUUCAAACAUUUUUUCAAAACCAGUGAAUCCUCAUUCUCACUAAUAUCAACUCUUUGCCCUUUUUUUGCUAGCUCGUGUAGCAAAGAUCCUCACUUACCCAUAGAUGCAUACUAUUCCAAGAUGCCAGAAAUAAUCAACGCUCUGUGGAACAAUUUGAAAUCGAACCAGGAGGAUUUUUAUUUUCUAGAUCAAUUUCUAAUGUCCACCUUUCUACGAUGUUCUUUGAUCUGGUACGGACUUAAAGAUUCGUCAAUCGAGCCCCCUUGCUCCUCUUUCAUACCCAACCACGUAAGAAGGCUUUUUAAGCAUCUAUAUCACAAUUCCAACCGUUUUAUCGGAAUUUAUUUUACAUCUGCUGCUAAAAAUUGCGAUAAAAAAUCGCAAGGCAUCCUUUUUAAUAUAUUCAACACAAUAUUCAAGUCCAUAGUCGCUUAUAGAACGCAAGCCCUUCUUACUACAUUCUUGAAACAACGUCCUUUUACGCGACUCACCCAUAAUACGAAAAAUGAUAAAAGUAAUCUUAAAUAUCCUUAUUCAUUUGACACGCUUAUAAUAGUUUCUAUGCUAGAGUUUCAUCAUUUUACUAUCCUCGAACUCCAUAAAAAUGACAGGUUAAAUUGUUCACCAAACUUCGAAAAUAUACUAAAUAACCUCGAUACAAAUAUCUUGUUUCAACUCCUGAGUGACUCCACUUUUUUGGAUCUUAUAGUCCCCGGGAUGAAUCCCGAAAAUCUUAAAAAUCAAGCCCCAAGUCUCAUGAUUUUGCGCAAUUUACACACUGCUUUGAGCCGAUUUGACAAAUUAUUUACUAGUUCUACCCAUUAUCAACAAAACCUAUUACACAAUACAACUUGUGAGCAAUCUUUGCGUGAUAUCUUUCAAAAGUCGCUGGAAUCGACUCUGCACUUAUGCCAGUUCUCUUUAAGUAAUGCCUCUUGGAUGCUUUUCAAGAAAAGCCCCCAGGUUUUACGCCAGACUCAACCCGUUGGUUCUUAUCUCUCUGCCGCGAGUAGUAUUUCUACCAUUCCUUCCUUGCCUCUUACAUUGGGCAGCCAAGUGGAUAGCGAAUCCCCUUCAGCUUCACUCUCAUUAACUCUCACCACCCCCUACCGAUCCUCUAAGCCAAUUCGGUUUGCUUUCAAUCAAUACUCCUUAUCACCUAAAAAGAGAAAAAAAUCUCGUCAAAGGGAUGUGGCCAAUGAUUACCAAGUAUCCUCAUAUCACCCAGACUUCCCUUCCUCUCGACUUGACCGCUCAGACUUAAGCCCGCCAGCCUUUUACCGUCGAAGAAGGAAUCCAGUUAUUUCCUCGUCAACAGCAACCGAUAACUCCCAUGCGAUUACACCCGUUUUUGUGGAUUCACCCCACUUUAGCCUUGGCGAUCUUCCAGAUUCGAAUCCUGUAUCUUGCCGGCACUCAUUGAACACCUCCACUACAAAUGAUACAUCUUUGAUUGGUCCAUACCCGCCUGGAAUCAACAUCGUUAUAGCGGAAGAAAAGCCGCAGGACUCUUACGCUUUUCAGCGACGUUAUUACCAAACGUUUGAAGAGAAAGGUCAAACUUUUCCUCAACAUUACAUCAAAUACAGAGAUUUUACUCAGCAUUCUUACCCCGUCGUAGGUAGUUUCAACAAAUCCCCCUUUGCAUCCAAUACAGAAUCUGACAAUUCUUCCUUCGACGUUUUAUUUCAAAAUUUUUUGGAUGUUUUCUCAUCACUUUCUCCCAAAUCAUCUCGUGACUCACGAUUAUUGUUUCAAACCGAACACGAACAUCUGCUCUUUAAAAUUAUUCUAAGUCCAAACGUUAAUAGCAUAAUUCACGUGGCUGCACUUAAUACUAUAGCUUACUAUGUAUUUGACAUCAUGGAUAUAUUAUACUCUGACGAAUUUUCUAAAACAACGGUAGGCGGAAAUAGGCCUUACGUAUACACUCUUAUAUCACCCGUCAUCUUUCCCUACCUUAAAGAACGCAGAUAUUUUAACGCUCCAGCUUUCGAAGCUAGCGCCAAAAUAUUAGAAAAAAUGUUUAAAAAUCCUGAAUCCGAGAUGAAUGUCAAUCAAUCUCUCCUCAAAAUAUUUCGCAAGGAUAGCUGGGAUCUUUUUUGCGAUCAGAAUUUUUUCAAAUCAUCCGACAUAACUAGCCUAAUCUCAUUGGGAUUCGUCAUUAAUCGGCUUAUAUUAGCCGAUAAUGCCUAUUUCAAGGAAAUUAUUGGUCAUUUGUCUCCUUUGAACACCAACUACUCGUCAUCUUUCAUGCAGCUUUUUAGCAGGACUGAACAGGAAAAUGGUAUUAGAUUAGCCUGGGUCAAGAGGUUGGCUUUCAUGAUUCAUUGUGGAGCCUUCAAUCAAUAUGAGAAACAUUUACCCGAAAUUCAAGAAAAACUGGUAGAAUAUGCUAACACACAUUAUAACGUUUCCUCACAUCUUUUUGGCCCUACUCAACAGUUCGUGCGUCACGCCACUCUCUGUUCGGUGUUUUUAUGUUUCGAGGUUUUGACACUAAAGGUUUCCGAUUCCAGGCUCUUAUCGUUGUGGCCCGUGAUUAUGACUCUCUCCUUCACAAUUCUUCGUGAAUUUUGGCAACAUUUACUUGACUCAAGUCAGGUGAAUGCUCUCAAUCAGGAAAUCGAUCAGACGCCGAGAUCUGUAACUCCACCUUGUAGGCCUCUUACUCUACCUUUGGCUGGAAACGGUCAUUUAGUCACUCAUUGUGCUGUCGACAAUCAACGACAACGAUUGAAUUCCUCUGGAAGUGAACGUUUUCUUAUAUCGCCUUCCGCCUUGCAGUUGAUGUUGUCACUCUGUAGAUUGUUAGAGUUUGCAUUGGCCCUGCCUCCCGAUAAAUCCCCUUACUUUCAAUCAUGUUCAUGGUGUUUCGUAAACUCCUCUUUCAUUGGCGCGGUAAAGCUGAGUGACCUACAAAAAAUUGCACGAUAUUGUUGCGAAACUUUUCAAGAUAACACAAACCAUGGCGACUCCCUUCAUCAAGAUGAUCACCAUACUCUUGAGCCGCCAAUGACAUUAUCAGGAAUCACUCGUUUAAACGCCUUAAAUCAGCUCACACCAUUUUUUCGGAAAGUUUUGGCUGUCUCUGAUAGAUCAUUUACAACUUUUAGUUGCCGAGGAGGAAUAAAAACGUUACAAAAUUACGUGGCAGAAGAAUUCGCGGAAUCAUAUUUAGCAGAUGAUAUGGGGUGAAAAACAUGAAAUAUUGCUUCAUUGUUCUUUAAUAAUUCCUUCUAUAUGCAUAUUACUUGUUACUGACUAAAUUAUUUAUUCUAUUCAUUUUUAAAGCAAGAAUAAACUUAAAAUUAUAAAUGCUUUUUUCUUUUUACAAUUCGUAUGUUAUAUCGCUUAAUUAUUCUCAGCUUUAAAUUAUUAUCUGAAAGAAUGAUAAAAAUUGUAAAUAUAUGUGUCCAUUUUAUAAUCGGUGCAAUUUAUUCUAUAA